This is a messenger RNA of Coffea arabica (coffee), 917 nucleotides long. Its product is annotated as protein translation factor SUI1 homolog 1. The record is from RefSeq and is a predicted model, not a curated record. Lineage: Eukaryota; Viridiplantae; Streptophyta; Magnoliopsida; Gentianales; Rubiaceae. Gene Ontology annotation, biological process: translational initiation. Gene Ontology annotation, molecular function: translation initiation factor activity.
UUGAUGAACAAGGUUUUGACCCAGAAAAAAAUGAACAAGGAAAUCCCCUUAUUGACAGAAAAGGAUAAGGUGACCAGAAAAAAAAUCAAAACCAAGAAUUAAAAUCGACAAUAAAUAAAUAAAAAUAAUAACACAGAGCAAAAAUCUGUCUUAAAAGGACGGCCCCCCUUUAAGCACACUUUACCUAAUCCUCAAAUUCCUCAGCGGCUCACUCUCUGGCCUUCUCUUCUCCCUCAAUCAUACGUAUAAAGGCUGUUCUCUCUCUGAUAAAAGGCCGAGAGUCUUUGAUACAUCUGUCCUCUGUAAAGCAGUAAAGUUUCAUGUCUGAACACGACAUCCAGACUCCAACAACUUUUGAUCCUUUUGCCGAUGCAACUGCUGAUGAUUCAGGUGCUGGCGCAAAGGAGUAUGUCCAUGUGCGGGUACAGCAGCGCAAUGGAAGGAAAAGCCUGACAACUGUGCAAGGGUUGAGGAAGGAAUACAGUUACAAUAAGAUACUGAAAGAUCUCAAGAAAGACUUCUGUUGUAAUGGUACUGUUGUCCAAGACCCUGAGCUAGGCAAGGUGAUUCAACUUCAAGGUGAUCAAAGGAAGAACGUCUCUGCCUUCCUUGUCCAGGCUGGUAUUGUGAAGAAGGAGAACAUCAAGAUUCAUGGCUUUUGAGCAACAGCAGAUGAAUCUUGUCUAGCUUCAGACCUCUGACUUGCAUCGGUUACUGCAGUACCCCUUCUGAACGUUAUAGUAUGUUCUAUUAUGCAAAACUGUGAUGCUAUAGGUGUGUUUUUAAACAAGCUUGGCAACUACAUUUAGCCGUGCAAUUUACUCUGUUUCAUUGGUUAAAGGAUUAGGUUUCCUUUUGUGGCUACCAUCUUUUAUGUGCAAUGGUAUUCAUCACUGUUCCACCAGUGCUUAUUGCCA